Pieris rapae (cabbage white) is the source of this 1123-nucleotide messenger RNA. RefSeq lists its product as uncharacterized. The record is from RefSeq and is a predicted model, not a curated record. The transcript is spliced from 6 exons. Lineage: Eukaryota; Metazoa; Arthropoda; Insecta; Lepidoptera; Pieridae. Gene Ontology annotation, cellular component: membrane; cytosol. Bases 1 to 1071 code for a protein of 356 amino acids.
AUGCAUUCCGAUACUACAACACCACAGUCUAAAGAUUUAAUUUUUUUUAUCUCAAAACUGAAGAAAACGUUUUAUUUUAACACAAAGACACCAAAUACCACAGAUGUUAAUACUGCCAUUGGAACCUAUUUCGUAACAGCUAUACUUCAAAGAACUCUAUUGGACCAUACACAAAAAAUGACGGACAAACAAAAGAGAACGAUCGUUAACAUAAUAAAUAGAGGCAAAUAUUAUCUAUCUCAUUACAUCUAUAAUAAUAAGCCCUUCGGAUACAGAGAUUUCGAAUUCAGAGUCUCCAUUUUAUAUCAAGACGUUGACAUAUUCACCCAUUCAAUCAAUGAAUUUAGUGAAAGACGUUUACAAAAAUGGAUUUUGAGCGAUAUAAAUAUGCACUCAUACGUCGAAAAUCUUGAUGAUAUCUCAUUGAAAAAAGAAAUGUAUAUCUCUAUACUUAACAGAAUCGAUGAUUAUAAUAUUAAUAUAAAGAAUUCAGAUUAUUGCAUAUCUAGCAUAAUCGACACUCCACAGGCUAUAAAUAAUAAUGUUACACAACUCUGCAGAGAUGACUAUUGUAAAUAUUUUCUCUUCAAUGGGCCCUCUAUAGGUUACGCACUCAGUCAUAGGCUCUUAAAUAUAAUGUUGCGACGUAAUUGUCGUCGUUGCCACUUGCAGUCUCCAAGAGAAGACGAGAACAUGAUGGACCAGCUCUGUGCCUUCAUCUAUCGGGAAGUAGUGUAUCUCGCUAGACGGGGAUAUUUUGCACGAGACAUAUUUUUAGAACACGUGGGUCUCUGUGCAAUUAUAGGUUACAAAGAAUUCUUUCGCAUGCACUGGUUCUACAAAGCUGCCAGUUGGAUGAACAGCGCGGGAUGUAUACAAGAGAAUCGUAAUUAUUUAGUUAACGAGACAAAACAUUACAAAGUUAACACUAACGACACUAAAAAACUUGAAUUGUUCACAAAACGUCUGAAACAAACACUCCUAAACGAAUGUCAUGACCAUGAAAUAACUGUUCUUAGUGUUGUUCUUGCUCAUGCUAUUCGAUAUACGGCCAAGUUUAUGCAAAACUGAAUGUUUCGUAAUAAUACUCGGCUUUUAAUUGGAUAAGCAGACCUUUAAUUAA